Ricinus communis (castor bean) is the source of this 1013-nucleotide messenger RNA. Its product is annotated as methylesterase 17. NCBI's taxonomy places the organism in Eukaryota, Viridiplantae, Streptophyta, Magnoliopsida, Malpighiales, Euphorbiaceae. The record is from RefSeq and is a predicted model, not a curated record. Bases 1 to 828 code for a protein of 275 amino acids. Gene Ontology annotation, biological process: jasmonic acid metabolic process; salicylic acid metabolic process. Gene Ontology annotation, molecular function: methyl salicylate esterase activity; methyl jasmonate esterase activity; methyl indole-3-acetate esterase activity. The transcript has 4 exons.
AUGGGAGAGGCAGCAGAGUACAUGAGAGAUGAUGAAGAAGCUGCUGCAGCAGCAGCAUCAAAGCCACACUUCGUGCUGGUGCAUGGAAUCGGUGGAGGAAGCUGGUGCUGGUACAAAAUCAGGUGCCUCAUGGAGAAUUCAGGGUAUAAAGUCUCCUGUAUUGAUCUCAGAGGAGCAGGCAUUGAUCCAGCAGAUGCUAAUUCUAUCCUUUCUUUUGAUGAUUAUAAUAAGCCUCUCAUGGACUUCAUGUCUUCCUUGCCUGAUAAUCACCAGGUGAUAUUGGUCGGGCACAGCGCUGGAGGGCUAAGCGUAACGCAGGCCACCCACAAGUUCGCAAAGAAGAUCAGAGUAGCAGUAUAUGUGGCUGCCACCAUGCUCAAGUUUGGUUACUUGACGGAUCAAGACAUUCAAGAUGGAGUUCCUGAUCUGUCCUCAUUCGGAGACGUGUAUGAGGUAGGAUAUGGAUUGGGAAGUGAACAGCCUCCUACCUCUGCCAUUGUCAAGAAACAAUUCCAACGCCUAAUCAUCUAUCAGAUGAGUCCACAAGAGGAUUCGACCCUUGCUUCUAUGCUUUUGAGGCCUGGACCGAUCCUAGCAAUACUGUCAGCAAAAUUCAAAGAGGAGGAGGAGGAGGGGACAGAUAAGGUGAAGCGUGUUUACAUUAAGACAAGGCAUGAUCAUGUGAUAAAACCAGAACAGCAAGAUGCAAUGAUAAAGAGGUGGCCGCCAUCUGAGGUGCACAUUCUGGACAGUGAUCACAGCCCAUUCUUCUCCUCUCCAUUUGUUCUCUUUGGUUUGCUUCUAAAGGCAGCUGCUGCUUCUGUCUAGGGAUUAAUUCCUGCUUCUUAUUUGAUCCAAUAAAAUUCCAUCUCAGAAACUGCACCCUUUUUCUUUCUUUUUUUUUUUUUAAGGAAACCCCUUAGGAGCUCAAAUUGCUCCAAAUCAAAUGGCAUAAUAUGUAAUUUCGUCUUAAUAUUUAUUUAAUGAGAAUUGAGGAUGUUUUAAUCCUGAAA